AUGGACACGCCAAUCGGGAAUGGGGUGAACUCGCUUUACGAGAGGAGAAGGCAUCCAAUCUUUCAGCUUGCCGUCACCACCAAGUCCCGUCCAAAGGUGUAUCGUCGAUACUUCGUCGUAGAUUUGCCAAAGCCUUCUAACAUUGAACAUCCCGUUCAUUUCACAUUCAAGUAUCGGACGACAAUUGGCCACAAUUGGAGGUGGGCAAGUGAAGUUGCAGGCUCUUCAGAUGGAGAGCUCUUUUUCCAAACGCCAACCGUACCUACUAAGAUUGGAGCGUUUCUGAACGAUUACGAUUCCAGUCUGAAAAUCCAGUCAGUUGCAAGCGAAAGUCCAGGUGUACAGCUAUGGUCAAUCGUUGCUCCCAUCAAAGGAGUUCAAGGUAAGCACUCAGAAUUCACAAGGACGAGCCUUGGAACACCAAGUCGCUACACCAGAUGGUUUGCAAUUACACGAGAGUCACGCAUGUGGUUGAGCCCUGAUCAUGGGCAAGCGCCAUAUGCAUCAACUCGAGGAGCUAUAAUGUGUUCUUUCUUACGUACUGAUGGCCUUCACCUUGUUUUACUUGCAAUAAGUGGGGUCAAAGACGUGUUGAUUGAAUUCAAACCCGAUGGGCAUGGCAACGUGGUCGCCGAAUCCAGAAACGAGCGUGAAGGUAGUAAUGAUGCUCACAUUGUGGCUGCCGCUGCGACAACUUUCGAUUCUGCGAGUGCUGCAGUAAUGUAUCAUGCGCGUACAGUUGUCGCUGGUGACGACUUUCAGGACAGAAAGGACAAGCUCGAAAUGGAACGGAGGAUAGCUGAUGAUAUCCAGCCCCAGUGGAUGGAGAACUGGUAUGAUGGACUCACAUACUGCACAUGGAAUGCCCUGGGCCAAGAUUUGACUGAGGAUAAGAUUUUUACUGCAUUGGCAGACUUGAAGAAAAAUGAAAUCAACGUAACGAACUUGAUCAUCGACGACAAUUGGCAGUCACUGAAAGAGAACGAGAGUGGAUCUUAUGGACAAGCUGACCUUGGCUGGACUGACUUCGAAGCAAAUCCCAAAGGCUUUCCAAAGGGUCUGAAAUACACUGCGACGACCAUUAGGCAGCUCUUUCCGAAUAUUGAGCAUAUUGGAGUCUGGCACGCCAUUCUCGGAUAUUGGGGUGCUGUCCACCCGGAUGGUUGGAUAGCGCGCAACUACAAAACUAAGACAAUAAAAAAGUGGGAUGGAACCGACAUGACUGUCGUCGACGAACCUGAUAUCAGCCGCAUGUACGAUGAUUUUUACAAAUUCCUAUUGGAGUCCGGAGUGGACUCUGUCAAGACCGAUGAUCAAGUUGGCCUCGACGAGAUCCGUGACGCUCCAGACCGUCGCCGUUUUAUUACCGCCUACCAAGAUGCCUGGGUGAUCGCCGCCCUCCGCCAUUUCAGCAUCAAAGCAAUCAGUUGCAUGUCACAAUUUCCGCAGAACUUGUUCCACACACAGCUUCCAACGAACAAGCCGCGCUUCAUGGUCCGCAACAACGACGACUUCUUCCCUGACAUCGACGCCUCGCACGCCCACCACAUCUUCGUGAACGCACACAACACCCUCUUCACUUCCCAUCUCAACAUCCUACCAGACUGGGACAUGUUCCAAACCCAUCACCAGUGGGGAACCUACCACGGUGCUGGCCGCUGCAUCUCCGGCGGCCCAAUCUACAUCACCGAUGAGCCUGGUAAGCACAACAUGGAUCUCAUCCACCAAAUGACCGCGCAGGACACGCACGGCAAAACCAUCGUGCUCCGCCCCAGCGUCAUCGGCAAAUCCAUCGACGUAUACACCGCCCGCCACGAAGAACGCCUCCUCAGAGUCGGCUCCUUCACCGGUGGCAAAAACGGCACAGGUCUACUGGCGCUCUUCAACGUCAACAAACGAGCGCUCUCCGAGCUCGUCCACCUCGACCGCUUCCCUGGCGUCGAGCAAAGCGAGGAAUAUGUCAUCCGCGCCCACACGACAGGUGAGGUCUCGCCUCCAGUCUCACUCACGGACAAACUGCCCGUCGUGUCCGUGGAGAUCGAGUACGCAGGAUGGGAGAUCCUGUCCGCUUACCAGGUGCGUUCCUUCACCCUCGCAGGGAGCACAGGGGCGCAGCAUGAUCGAACAAAAGUUGCGGUACUGGGACUGCUGGGGAAGAUGACAGGCGCGGCUGCGGUGCUGAAGAAAGAAACGACGAUGCAUCAGGAUAGUCGGCUGAAGAUCUCGACGUCGUUGAGGGCGCUCGGCGUGUUGGGAAUAUACAUAAGUGGGUUGGCGGAGAAGACUGUGGAGGACAAUUUCAUGGUGCUGCUGAGGGAGAUCCCUGUUCCGCAGCAUACUGUGCGAAUUAAUCGGGAGACGAGUGUCUUGGAGAUAGAUGUAGAGACUGCAUUUAAGGAGAUGAAGAUUGGUGUGGGAUACGGGAAUGUAGAGGUCGUGGAAGUGUUUGUGCGGUAA
Bacidia gigantensis is the source of this 2457-nucleotide messenger RNA. RefSeq lists its product as uncharacterized. The transcript has 2 exons. Bases 1 to 2457 code for a protein of 818 amino acids. NCBI's taxonomy places the organism in Eukaryota, Fungi, Ascomycota, Lecanoromycetes, Lecanorales, Ramalinaceae. The record is from RefSeq and is a predicted model, not a curated record.